Molecule: messenger RNA, 1575 nt
Organism: Stegostoma tigrinum
Lineage: Eukaryota; Metazoa; Chordata; Chondrichthyes; Orectolobiformes; Stegostomatidae
Gene: eef1e1
Product: eukaryotic translation elongation factor 1 epsilon 1
Exons: 4
Coding region: 50-580 (176 amino acids)
Biological process (GO): positive regulation of DNA damage response, signal transduction by p53 class mediator
Cellular component (GO): nucleus; cytoplasm; aminoacyl-tRNA synthetase multienzyme complex
Source: RefSeq, a predicted model, not a curated record
CGGGGCCUAUUCCCAUGGUCACAGGGGCGGAGCCAAGGGUGUAGCGAAAAUGGCGUCGCCGUUGGUUGAGCUCGAGUCGCUUGAAAAGACGUUGGGACUCCAGACACGAAGUAAACUGGUGUAUAGCAAGGGCGAUAAUUCGGUUCCUGUACUACAGACUAACAAUAGCUGUGGUUUAGUGGGGUUGACUACCAUUGCAUCCCAUCUUGUAAAAGUGGCCAAAAAAGAGGUCCUCUUGGGAAGCACAGCAGAGAAGAGUGCAAUAGUUCAGCAAUGGCUCGAAUAUAGAAUCACUCGAAUUGACAGUUGUAACAGUCAAGAGGAUAGAAAAAUGAUUUUAAAGGAGCUCAAUUGUUACCUUGAAGAUAAAGUAUACCUUGUUGGAAACAGCUUGACAUUAGCAGAUAUCAUGGUGUACAACGGCCUUCAUCCUAUCGUGGUUGAACUAAACCAUGAAGAGCGAGAGAGAUAUGUAAAUGUUUCCCGGUGGUUCGACCAUAUCCAACAUUAUCCGGGAGUCCGACAACACACUGCUGCUGUUGUCUUCAUGAAGAACAGGCUGUAUCCUACCAUUCACUAGGAAAGCUUCACACAGUCUUCAUGAGUCAUGCUGAAUUGGAACAUUUUGCUUGUCAGAAUUGAAUUAGUGAGGGUUGACAUGGGCACAUUUUCUGAUUCUAGAGCACAGGAGAACAUGCCUGUUGUUCUUCUGUCUGCUUGUUGUGUUUCUUUGUUGUGAAAAUGUAACACAGCAAAAUAUUUUUUUAAAAAUUCCAUUUGCAUUUUAUUUAUUUAGGUCCAAAAUUAACUUCAGGUGUCAAUGUUAGGUUUUACUGUGCUACCAUUUCUGUUUUUUAGUAAAUCAUGUUAAAAGCGGUUAAGCAAAGUUAACAUGAGUCUUAUUUCUGAGUAGAACCUUGUCCAUUUUACAAAGUGUGUUGUUGGUGUGCUUCAGUCACUAAAUAAGUUUUGGAAAAGUCUCUGUAUAGUAAUUCCAGUUGAUGAAGACAAGUGCCUGGAAAUCACAUUUGGGCUGAAAUUUCCAAAGUGCAUCUCCAUUAAGUGGAGUGAAAAUGUCGUUAUGCUUUCAGUGCAUAAUACUGAAGAAAGAUUGAAACACAUUUUUCUGUGCCAUCCAAUAUUGGCAAUGCAUUGGGUAGUGAAAUUAUAGUAACACUUGGUCUGGAUUAUUCUGUUUAAUUCUGGAGCAUUAAAUGGAAGUGAGCUGUUAAACAUAUUUUUCUAAAUGUUCCAACUACCCAGUAGCACUUUUUCUCAUUGUGACUGAGAAGUUCCAUAACCAACCAACUUUUUUUGUAGCGUUUGCAAUUAUUUAAAAUAUGUUGUUUACAUCAUUUUAUUUUAAGAUUUGUGAAAAAUGUGCCAAUUCUGAAGAACAUGUCAAAGGGUGCCAGCAACCUUAGCUUGACUGUGAAGAUUCCUAACUAUUUGCAACUGUAUCAUUUGACUCCAAUGGUAAUCCCCUGUAGCAUUUCUGCAGCAAAUGAUCAGUAUUUAUUGGUGGGUAUCUGGAAUUCAUACUCUAAGAUAUGUGAAAAUAAAUCAUAAAUUUAA